Phodopus roborovskii (desert hamster) is the source of this 2733-nucleotide messenger RNA. RefSeq names its product vomeronasal type-2 receptor 1. Bases 1 to 2733 code for a protein of 910 amino acids. Gene Ontology annotation, biological process: G protein-coupled receptor signaling pathway. Gene Ontology annotation, molecular function: G protein-coupled receptor activity; olfactory receptor activity. The transcript has 6 exons. Lineage: Eukaryota; Metazoa; Chordata; Mammalia; Rodentia; Cricetidae. Gene Ontology annotation, cellular component: membrane. The record is from RefSeq and is a predicted model, not a curated record.
AUGGUGAGCAGAAAAAAGUAUUUAGUUCUGGUGUUAACUGCAUUUUUAUGGGUUGAAUUACAUGCCCAAAAUAAAAACAAGAAUAUGAAAUGCAGGUUACUGGGCAAAUUUAAUUUGACUGGGUAUGUAGAAACCAAAAACCAUUCAGUUGUUAUUGGAGGAUUAUUUCCUAUCCACUCUAGGACCAUCCCUACAGACCAUGAUGGAGAACCCAUAUCAGCCAUGUGUGAAGGGUUUAACUUCCGGGGAUUCCGAUGGAUGAAAACCAUGAUCCACACCAUCAAAGAGAUUAACGAGAGGAAGGACAUUUUGCCCAACCACACUCUGGGCUAUCAGAUCUUUGACACCUGCUAUACUAUCUCCAAAACAAUGGAGACUGCUUUUACAUUUCUUACAGGGCAGGAAGAAUACCAGCCCAAUUUUAGAAAUGGCACUGGAAAGUAUCUAGUAGGAAUUAUUGGAGCUGGGGGAUCGUCAUUGUCAGUUGCUGCUUCAAGAAUUCUUGGGUUGUAUUAUGUGCCUCAGGUGGGUUAUACUUCUUCUUGCCCAAUUCUUAGUGACAGCAACCAGUUUCCAUCUUAUCUUCGCACAAUACCCAGUGAUAUGAUCCAGUCUGAGGCCAUGGUGAAUCUCAUCAAACACUUUGGUUGGGUCUGGGUGGGUGCUAUUGCAGCUGAUGAUGAUUAUGGAAAAUAUGGAGUAAAAAUAUUUAAGGAAAAAAUAAAACAUACCAACAUCUGUGUUGCUUUCUCUGAAACCAUUCCCAAAAUCUACUCCAAUGAGAAAAUGCAAAAGGCUGUCAAUGCAGUGAAGAAUUCCACUGCCAAAAUCAUUGUGCUUUAUACCUCUGACAUUGACCUCAGCCCCUUUGUGCUGGAAAUGGUUCACCAUAACAUAACUGACCGGACCUGGAUAGCCAGCGAAGCCUGGAUUACCUCAGCUCUCAUUGCAAAACCCAAGUACUUUCCACAUUUUGGUGGAACUAUUGGAUUUGCAAUACCAAGAACAGUUAUACCAGGACUGAAAGAAUUUCUUCAUGAUGUACACCCUAGCAAGGAUCCAAAUGAUGUCUUGACCAUUGAAUUCUGGCAAACUGCUUUUAACUGUACCUGGCCCAAUAGCAGUGUGCCUUACAAUGUGGACCACAGAGUGAAUAUGACUGGCAAAGAAGACAGAUUGUAUGACAUGUCUGGUCAGCUCUGCACUGGAGAGGAGAACCUGCAAGAUUUGAAAAAUACCUAUCUGGAUGUAUCUCAACUCAGAACCACAAACAAUGUCAAACAAGCUGUGUAUGCUAUGGCUUAUGCCCUGGAUCAUCUCAGCAGAUGUGAUGAACAGGAAUCAGAUAAAUCACAUAAUCAAUGUCCACAUAUACCUAACUUUAAGCCCCAGGAGCUAUUGUAUUACUUAAGGGGGGUGAAUUUUACUACCCAUGAUGGAAAAAAAAUACAGUGGAAUAGGAAUGGAGAUCUGGAAAGUGGAUAUUAUGAUAUUCUCAACUGGCAGCUAGAUAAUACUGGCGAAAUCAUCUUUGUCAAGGUUGGAGAAUACAAAUUUCAACAAUCAAAUUUUGAACUUGUUCUUCCAAAUAAUUCAGUGAUAUUUUGGAACACUGAAUCUUUAAGGCUUCCAGAGUCAGUCUGCACAAAACUGUGCCCUCCAGGGACCAGGAAGGGGAUUCGCUAUGGGGAACCAAUAUGCUGCUUUGAUUGCAUCCCGUGUGCUGAUGGAUAUGUGUCAGAGAAACCAGGUCAAAGGGAAUGUAAUGCAUGUGGGGAAGAUGACUGGUCCAAUGCACAGAAGAGCAAGUGUGUGCCAAAGGAGGUGGAGUUCCUUGAUUAUGAGGAGGCCCUGGGAUUCACCCUAGUCAUCCUCUCCAUCUUUGGGGCACUUGUGGUCUUGACAGUCACCGUGGUGUAUGGGAUGCACAGGCACACUCCCCUGGUAAAGGCCAAUGACCGGGAGCUGAGCUUCCUCAUUCAGAUGUCUCUGGUCAUCACAAUCCUCUCAUCCAUGCUCUUCAUAGGCAAGCCAUUGAACUGGUCCUGCAUGGCCCGCCAGGUCACUCUGGCAGUAGGCUUUUGCCUUUGUCUGUCUUCCAUUCUUGGAAAGACUAUUUCACUCUUUUUUGCCUACAGGAUCUCCAAGUCCAAAACUAGGCUUAUAUCCAUGCACCCCAGUAUUCGAAAACUCAUUGUGCUGAUCUGUGUUUUAGGGGAGAUUGGUGUAUGCUCAGCUUACUUGCUGUUGGAGCCUCCGAGGGUGUACAAGAACAUUGAACCUCAAAAUGUCAAAAUCAUCUUUGAAUGCGAUGAAGGUUCUAUAGAGUUUCUGUGCUCCAUAUUUGGGUUUGAUGUCCUUCUGGCCUUGCUGUGUUUUCUUACAACCUUUGUGGCUCGCCGGCUGCCAGAUAACUAUUAUGAGGGGAAAUGCAUCACCUUUGCAAUGCUGGUCUUCUUCAUUGUCUGGAUCUCUUUUGUCCCUGCUUACUUGAGCACCAAAGGCAAAUUCAAAGUGGCCGUGGAAAUAUUUGCCAUUUUGGCAUCCAGCUAUGGCUUGUUAGGGUGCAUAUUUCUUCCCAGGUGCUUCAUUAUUUUGCUGAGGCCAAAGAGGAACACUGAGGAAACUGUUGGCGGGAGAAUCCCCACUGUAGACAGGAGCAUCCAGCUGACCUCAGCUUCUGUGAGCAGUGAGCUCAACAACACCACAGUGUCCACAGUUCUGGAUGAGUAG